Ilex paraguariensis (yerba mate) is the source of this 1194-nucleotide messenger RNA. NCBI's taxonomy places the organism in Eukaryota, Viridiplantae, Streptophyta, Magnoliopsida, Aquifoliales, Aquifoliaceae. The record is from the annotation of a GenBank genome assembly.
AUGGCAUAUUCUACCCAGUUUGAAGCUUUUUCUACAACUUAUACUCCAGUUAAAGAUGUUCUUUCACCUCACCUUAUGAACAAUGAUACGGUGGUAGGCCAAUCAGAUAAUUCAAGGAACUCGGAAGCAAGCAUGGAGUACCUCCAAGGACAUGGGUUCUCACUAGAAAAAUGCAUGGAUCCUAUGAUUCUUGGUGAGGCUGAAGAAGGACCUGGCCUUGUUAAGCCAUCUGACGAAGAGUAUCAUAAUGCUGGAGAGAAGAUGCAGCAUCUGGAUGCCAAGAUGAACUCUGGGGGUGAGGGUGAACCUCCAUACGCCAUUAAAUCAUUCAAUCAUGAGCAACAUGUGAAUGCAGAGCUGAUGAAAUUUUCAGGAAUUACACCACCAGAUAGCAGAAAACAUCAGAAUGCAGAAAAAUGGCCUAUGUCCCUUACCAUUGAUGCAACUCCUGAGUCCAAAUUCCCAGAUGCUUCAGGGGCUGCUACACCAGAGUUUAUGGCUGUCCGAACUCCAGCUACUAAGGAGCAUGCAAGAGUUUUAAACAAGCGAAAAUGUAUAUUUGAUGACAUCAUCGUGUUUCCUAACAAGGUGCUUAAGCAACGCAUAGAUAACUCGAGUGACUUAGUUUGUAAACGAAGAAAAGCUCCUUGUACUGCUAUCCAUGCCUGGAAAGCUCACAAAAUUUCCAGUCUCCCUAAGAGUUUCUUAGAGCCUUUGAUUCCAUGUACUUCAUUAGAUGUUAGAUCUCGUAUCUGUGAACAAAAGUUGCAGACCCCAGCACCAGUUGAAACUGUGAAAAUCCCUACAAAUGUAGGUGUAUCAGAUUCAUCAACCAGACAAAAAUCUUCCAAUUAUGUGGAAAUUCCUGCAAAUGUAGCUGUAUUAGAAUCCCCAAUUCGACAAAGAUCCCCAGAACAAACACCAAUUGCUCCUGCAACACCUGUUACCCACUCACCUUCAUUGAGAAUACAUGAUGUUCAAGGAAUCACUCGAUCUGAUAGAGUGGGUCCUGCAAGCUCGUCUGAAACUGAAAGCAUAGAGGAGUCAUCUCCAACCAGGGAACGAGAAUUAGAUAUCAGUCUGAUGCAUGAGGAGACGAAUUCUUGUGAAGGAAAUAGCCAGGAAAAGCAAAAAUGGUCUCUGAGAACCAGGUAUGGUGGACAGGGGAACAUAGAAUUUUCUCCAUUGGCUUAA